Messenger RNA from Acaulospora morrowiae, 261 nucleotides. NCBI's taxonomy places the organism in Eukaryota, Fungi, Glomeromycota, Glomeromycetes, Diversisporales, Acaulosporaceae. The record is from the annotation of a GenBank genome assembly.
AUGCAUUACAGAUUGGAUGAGCCGAUGGAGGCUAUGGUUAAACAACUUACUUUACUAAUGACGAAAUUAAAAUCCGAAGAUUAUAAACACUCGUUACCUCCUCCAUUUCUUGAAAAGUAUACAAAGGAUAUCCUAUUUCUGGAAUUAUACGGAAGAGAAUUACUCCAAGAAUUAGUUCAAAUGAAAAAUUAUAAAGAAAGUAAUAAACUCUUCGAUUUUAUUAUUAGUUUCAGAAAGGCAAUAGUUGUACCAACUUAUUAG